Molecule: messenger RNA, 2934 nt
Organism: Malaya genurostris
Lineage: Eukaryota; Metazoa; Arthropoda; Insecta; Diptera; Culicidae
Product: fatty acyl-CoA reductase wat-like
Exons: 4
Coding region: 1267-2769 (500 amino acids)
Biological process (GO): long-chain fatty-acyl-CoA metabolic process
Cellular component (GO): peroxisome
Molecular function (GO): alcohol-forming very long-chain fatty acyl-CoA reductase (NADP+) activity
Source: RefSeq, a predicted model, not a curated record
GGGGAGGAGGAUUGUGGCAGUAAACAUACAGCAUUGCAUGGAAAAUUGUGAAGAAACUCGUCCGCACGAAAGCACGAAUGGGAUUUAUUUUUAAUUUGACGUUUUUCUGGCAAAAACCUGGUUAUUCUAGUUAAUGUGGUGUUGUGCUGUGGUAUUAGUGGAACACACGUGCCGCUAGACGAGGAGCUGAGGUUGUCUCAUUUCUGGCUACUCUCUCGGUUGUAGGAAAUAAAUUACUGACACACAUUUCAAUUUCGGUAGUUCAAUAAAUUGCUUGUUAAAAUAAGAAAUCCUGUCUGUUUUCGUGGAGAAAUAUAAUUCCUUUCUCUAACGGUGAACACAUUAAAAAAACAGAUUCAUUCAAGGUUUCUCCCUAUGAAAAUCAUGGAGUGAAAAGUGAUGCGGUAAGCUUGAAGCGAACUCAGAUUUUGUCAAAUUAACCCUUCAGAGGGAGAAAAAUACAAAUCGUGAGUCUCGCGAGGCAUCCGUGUUUCGCACAUUACGUUGAAAAGUUAACUGCCAGUCUUUAAGCUCAUUGAACAUGUGUUAGCUACAAAGCAUUCGAUCUAUAUCGAUGGAAAAACUUUGCAUAGGGGGAAAAACUUGUACCGUUCGAGAAAUGUAGAAAUGUAAAUUUCGGUCAUAAAAAUGCAAAUGACAAGGUGGACAUUUAUUUUGCCCAGAAGUGAAUUGGCACGUGAGCACCACGGAUCACUGAGUGUACGAAAUCAAUGUUAUCGAUGUGCAAAGUGUAUUUGAAGCUUUAAAACCUUUUAUAUUUCCAUCAACUUCUCAAGUGGACAAUUUCGCUUCCAAUCGAAUCGGAUGCUAGACGUGUUGAGUCUAGACAAAAGCAUUUCCUUAUUCCGCGUCAUUCGCUGUUCCCCUCGACGGAACACAUACCGCACCGAGCACCCUCUUCAGUCUGCACCAAGCCGAAAAUUUUGAUAACAUCUUAUCGAAGCGCGUUCCACGUGAAGUCAUAUUCUGCCAAACCCUGCUGUGUUGGUCAGCCCGGAGGAGCUGAAAACACACACGCUGUCAACGCUGGCGUUCUGUUGGCGUAGAAAAGAGCUAUUGACUUGAGGCAAAUGUACGCAUGCGGCCGGCGCAGUUGGAUGGGGUGCCUCACACAUUGAACUACAGAACGGUAUCUUCCAAUCGAUACUGGAUUGGCGAAGCCAAACGGUACGGUUUGAUACAGUCUUCGUCACUUAGAAGUCUUCCAGUUGCAUUCCGGACGUUCGUUGGAUUCGUUUGCGCGAGAUGAGUGACGGCGGUCGAUCCAAAGUGAUGGAGUUUUAUCGGGAUUCGACGGUACUGAUAACUGGAGCCAGCGGGUUUGUGGGGCAGGUACUGCUGGAGAAAAUUCUGCGCUGCCUCGAAGUGCGGAAAGUGUAUGUGAUGAUUCGUUCCAAGCGAAAUUUGAAUGCCGAGGACAGGCUGGAGAGAAUGCUGAAGGGUCAGCUGUUCGACAGGCUACGGGACGAUCCACUGGUGUCCCGGGACAUGAGGAGCAAAGUGGUACCAGUGGAGAUUAGGCUGGAAGGUGCUGAUGAGUUGAUCGUUGACGAUCUGAACAGCAAACUGCAGGAGCAGGUGGAAAUUGUGUUCAAUCUGUUGGCUUCGGUAAACUUCAAUGAACCUUUGGAUUGUGCGUUGAAAACCAACGUAGAAUAUACGGAUCGGUUGCUGAGUUUGGUAAGUCGGAUGAAGCGGCUGAAGUCAGUCAUUCACGUAUCGACGUUUUACUCGAACUGUGACAAGAGCUUCAUCGAAGAGCGCAUUUACGAUGACAUAAGUUUCGGUGGUUACGCCAAUAUAAUGAAUAUAGUGUCUAAGCUGAACGAUUCGGAAAAGCAACUAUUGACGGAACAUCUCAUUGGGAAUUUUCCCAACACAUACACUUUCAGCAAGAAGUGUGCUGAAGUGCUUAUAUUAGAUAAGUUUAAAUCGCUGCCGAUUGGAAUAUUUCGACCACCCAUUGUGAGUUCAACUUAUCGUGAACCCGUUCCUGGUUGGAUAGAUAACUUCAAUGGACCAUCUGGAAUGGUGGUUCCACUCUCCGAAGGUCUAUACAGUGCGGCAUUACUGGAUUCCCGAAAACGGCCGUUCAUCGUUCCGGUAGAUUUCUGUGUCAACGCUAUACUGUCCAGUGCGGUUGACGUUCAGCGGCGUCACAUGCGAGGUUCGGAAAUACCAGUGUACAACUAUACCGAUUCCAGCUGCAAUCUAACUUGGGGCGAAAUAGUAAAUCGGUUCUUCCAAGGGCUCACGUUUGGAAAGCGCGUGUUGGCGACAUAUCUAACCGGUACCGUUACUCGUAAUCCCAUACACUACUCCAUGUGCAAGCAGAUUAUGCGUUUACAGGCAUCCCUUCUGGAUCUGCUACGAAGAGCCAGCGGUCGUAGUCCAGUUAUGGGACCAAUAUUCGAGCGAAUGAUCACCUUGAGUGAACUGUUGCGGUUCUUCUGCGUCAACGAGUGGCAGAUGGAGAACGGAAACAUCAAGCAAAUGCUGGCGGAAGCUAGCCUACUCGAAGCGAGAGUGUUUCCGUUCGAUCUGUCCAAGGUGAACUGGGAUGAGUACUACAGGAACUUUGUUCCCGGGGUGGUCAAGUAUGCCGUUGAACCAAGGAAAGCGAAAGACGCAAGUAGACCGAAACUGGUUGUAAAUGAACGCAAGGGUGCACUCUUCCUGGUGUGGAGCUUCCUAUUCCGGAAUUUGAUUGUAGUUUUCAAGUUCAUUUUCGGAUACAGAAAAAAAUAACUCGCGGAAGUGUUGCUUUGCAAGAACAUUUCACAUAGUGCUUCACGGAUGUGCGUUUAAUGUAGAAUUAAAUGUAUCAUCCAACUUUGAUACUCUCUAGUACUUUUCCAAUAAUUCUAGUAAUUUGAAAUAAACGGUUGUGGUUUGCAGCUUGAAAUGAUGUUA